CUGCAGGAUUGAGCGGGGAGUGUAAGACUUGUGAAGAACAGUCAGUGGAUCUUCCAUCGAGAGGUUUCUUUCGAGGGGCCGCACAGUUGGUCUUGACUCCAAUGGACAUCAGAGAGGUUCCCUAGACCGGUGGAAUGGAGAUACUACAUCCCUUGAACAACGAGGUCUAUCCCCUCAACACGGAGAAGCCUACGGCAGAGCCCGCCAAGGAAGAGGAGGAUUACAAGGAGAACGGGGUUCUGAUCCGGAGUCCCAGGACCGCCAAAAAGGUCCUGGGGGAGGAUCGCAAGGCACCGUCCAAACCUCAGGAGAAGGGCGAGAAAGACCAGGCCUCCUACAGUGGGCACACCGAUGAGGACAAGGGAGGGGACGGGGCUCCAGCCCUGCACUCAGAGGUGGACAAAACCGUUGCUUCAGGUCGAGAGAGCUGGAGCAAAAAAGCAGACUUCUUGCUAUCGGUCAUUGGCUACGCGGUUGACCUCGGCAAUGUGUGGAGAUUCCCCUACAUCUGCUAUCAGAACGGAGGCGGGGCCUUUCUACUGCCCUAUAUUCUGAUGGCAAUAUUUGGUGGCAUCCCUCUCUUUUACAUGGAAUUGGCACUGGGGCAGUACCACAGGACCGGAGCCAUCUCCAUCUGGGCAAAGAUAUGCCCACUCUUCAAAGGAAUUGGAUAUGCAAUCUGUAUAAUAGAUCUGUACAUUUCCUUUUACUAUAACACCAUUAUCUCCUGGGCUCUGUUCUAUCUCUACUCAUCGUUCAAUUAUGUGCCUCCCUGGACCUCCUGUGACAACGAGUGGAACACCCCCAACUGUACCAACUACUUCCACAAGGAUAACGCCACCUGGACCGAGUUCUCCGUCUCACCAGCUGAGGAAUUUUAUGUUCGCCGAGUCCUUAUGGCUCAUAAAUCGAAUGGUUUGGGUGAUGUUGGCGGUAUCAACUGGCACCUUGUAAUUUGUCUGAUCAUAAUAUUUACUGUGGUGUACUUCAGUAUUUGGAAGGGCAUCAGGACCUCUGGAAAGGUGGUGUGGGUGACGGCCACUCUGCCCUAUCUCGUGCUUUUAGUCCUCCUGAUCCGUGGGGCCACACUGCCAGGGGCUUGGAAAGGAAUCGUCUUCUACCUGCAUCCGCAGUGGGGAAAAAUGUUCACAAUGCAGGUGUGGAUUGACGCAGCUACACAAAUUUUCUUCUCGCUUGGUCCCGGAUUUGGUGUCCUGAUGGCAUUUGCCAGCUACAACAAAUUCAACAACAACUGCUUCAGGGAUGCAAUGAUCACCAGCUCUGUGAAUUGUUUGACCAGUUUCCUCGCCGGCUUUGUUAUAUUCACCAUCCUGGGCUACAUGGCGGAGAAGAGGAAAGAAGAUGUUUCAGAAGUGGCUAAAGAUCUGGGACCGAGUCUUCUCUUCAUCACCUAUGCAGAGGCAUUGGCCAACAUGCCCGCAUCCUCCUUCCUCUCUGCCAUCUUCUUCCUCAUGCUCGUCACUCUGGGUCUGGACAGCACGUUUGCAGGUCUGGAAGGUGUGAUCACCGCAGUAGUGGAUGAAUAUCCAGACUUACUGAGAAAACGGCGAGAGUGGUUUGUGCUGGUACUGAUCAUGAUCUGCACUCUGGGAUCGAUGAGCACCCUCACGUUUGGUGGAGCAUACGUGGUGAAAUUCUUUGAAGAAUAUGCCACAGGAACAGCUAUUAUUGUUGUGGUGUUUCUGGAGGCCAUUGCUGUGUCUUGGUUUUACGGUAUGAAAAACUUCUGCAAAGAUAUCAGGGAAAUGAUUGGGUUCGUUCCUGGGAAGUUCUGGCAGAUAUGCUGGGUCGUUAUUAGUCCAGUUUUUCUUCUGUUCAUCAUUAUCAGUUUUCUGGCACUUCCGAUGGAAAUUAAACUCUUUAACUACACCUACCCUCACUGGACUAAAGUGUUGGGCAAUUUCUUGGGCCUGUCCUCAAUUAUCUGGGUUCCAAUCUAUAUGGUAUACAAAAUCAUCAUUACACCAGGAACACUUCAAGAGAGGAUCUUGAAAAGCAUAACGCCUGAGAGGAGUGAAAUCGAAUCCUCGACUGUUGUGGUCCAUCUGAAUGCCGUUUGAUCAACAAUUAUUGGUGUGCUUUACUUCUUGGACUAACUGUUCCGAUCAGCAAGAGGUAUUACAAGGUCAAAGAACCAAACCCAGAGUAACAGCACGUCUCCAGAGAGCGCCUCUAACUGUAACUUUAGAGAUAUUAGUAUUUCACUCAAAAUAUGUUUAAAUUGUCUUUUAGUUGUACUGGGACAUUAAGUAUUGGAAUAACUUAAUAAGAGUUAGACAUUCCAAUUUCUAUUUACUGCCCACAGGGUGUACUCGUACACCUUGAUAACAAAUACCAUGUGACUGUUGCUUUGUUCUAUAAUGUAGCUUGUGUAUUUUAAUUGAGAAAAUUCAGCGGCGCAGCGGUAGAAUUGCUGCCUCACAGCGCCAGAGACCCGGGUUCGAACAUGACCACGGGUGCUGUCUGUACAGAGUUUGUACAUUCUCCCCGUGACCUGCGUGGGUUUUCUCUGGGGUCUUCGGUUUUCUUGUCUAUCCUACACGUCUGUAGGUUAAUUGGCUUCGUUAAAAUUGUAAAUUGUCCCUAGUGUGUGUUGGAUAGUUUUAGUGUACGGGGCAAUCACUGGUCAGCACGGACUCGGUGGGCCGAAGGACCUGUUUCUGCGCUAUAUCUAAAAAACUAAAAUAAUUGUAUUUAUAAGUGGACAUCACUGAAAUACAUUUCAUGACCAAUUCUACAAAGCACCGUAUCAAAGUUCAUUAUGAAUUUACAUUAAAUGCAAACUGGAUUUUUGUUGGAUUGCAAUGGCUAAUGGAGGUUAUGCCUUAAAAAUUUGCUCAGAAUUGUAUAUUAUUGAUUUUUAACCUGUGUAUUCACAAUGUAACAUUUGAUGUUACAAUUCACAUCAUUGUUCUUGGUGCCUUAUUUCUUAAUUUCAAGUUUUCUAAACGGAUAAGAAGAAUUCAAAGUCACUUAAAUACAAUUAGCUGGAAUAAAUUGUAAACCUUUGUUUUUAUAAAAUUAAAUAGUUUUUUUUGUUUUAAAUAUUAGGCAAGAAAUACAUUUUAUAAUUUUUACAAGGCAUUCUAAUAGACGCCUGGGGAAAGGGGACAAAUGCUGGAGUAACUCAGCGGGUCAGGCAGCAUCUCUGGAGAUAAGGAAUAGGUGAUGUUGCAGGUCGGAACCCUUCUUCAGACUCAGUCUGACCCUGACCUGCUGAGUUACCCCAGCGUUUGUGUCUAGCAUUACUACUUUAAUAUGUAAAAGUCUCAAAGUUAAAUGAGAUAUACAUAUAUUAUAUAUAUAUAUAUAUAUAUAUAUAUAUAUAUAUAGCAAUCUCUUCAGCUGAAGGCUGAAACUCACAUUUUCUUGACUCCCCAAACUGCUUUCAGGCAUUUUGAGCACAGCAAACUAACUGAAACGACACAAUAACUGGGCAACGUUAGUUCAGUAAUGAGGUCGUAUGAUGACAUUAAUAUCCUCAUAGAGUCAUAGUGAUACAGUGGAAACAGGCCCUUUGGUCCAACUUGCCCACACCGGCCAACAUGUCUCCGCUAUACUAGCCCCAUGUGCCUGCGUUUGGACCAUA
Amblyraja radiata (thorny skate) is the source of this 3610-nucleotide messenger RNA. Its product is annotated as sodium-dependent serotonin transporter-like. The record is from RefSeq and is a predicted model, not a curated record. Gene Ontology annotation, molecular function: serotonin binding; serotonin:sodium:chloride symporter activity. Gene Ontology annotation, cellular component: plasma membrane; synapse; neuron projection. Bases 135 to 2081 code for a protein of 648 amino acids. Gene Ontology annotation, biological process: amino acid transport; serotonin uptake; sodium ion transmembrane transport. Lineage: Eukaryota; Metazoa; Chordata; Chondrichthyes; Rajiformes; Rajidae. The transcript is spliced from 13 exons.